Molecule: messenger RNA, 2991 nt
Organism: Oppia nitens
Lineage: Eukaryota; Metazoa; Arthropoda; Arachnida; Sarcoptiformes; Oppiidae
Gene: Meltrin
Product: zinc metalloproteinase-disintegrin-like EoMP06
Exons: 9
Coding region: 25-2781 (918 amino acids)
Biological process (GO): membrane protein ectodomain proteolysis
Molecular function (GO): metalloendopeptidase activity
Source: RefSeq, a predicted model, not a curated record
GCGGCCAUUGAAUGCAUUGCAACGAUGACCACAAUUAGUGAUUUAUUUAUUUGUUUUAAAUUUUCAUUAAUUUAUCACUUAUUUCAACAAUUUAUUAAAGUUUUCAUAAUUUUUAAUUGUUUUCUACAAUUAUGUCAUUCAUAUAAUGAUCCAAUAAAAGAGUUUUCAAAGCAUGAGAUUGUUUUGCCAAAAGUGUUGCCACCAUUUAAUCAAACUAUAUCUGCUUCACAGAAACUUUAUGAAAAUCAAUUGAAAAUUGUUAUAAAUGCCUUUAACAAUACAUUUUUACUAAAUUUAUGGAAAAAUUCUGAAUUAAUUCCAAAAAAUUACUUUGAAAGGCAUCAACAAAACGGAAGUGAUAUCAAAUCAUUGCCUCAUUUAGAGAAUGUAGAGCACUGUCACUAUAGGGGAACAGUAGAUAACAAUAUCGAAAAUACCUGGUCUGCUAUAUCAACGUGUCAUCAGUUAAUUAGCGGCUUAUUUAGUGAUGGACAUGACAUAUAUCAUAUUCAUCCUCAAGAAAACAGUUCAUCAGUAAUAGUAGUUAGAGAUCAAGAUUAUAUAUCAUCAUUUAAAUGCGGUUUUUUAAAUGAUACAAAAUCACGGGAAUCUCUGAUUAGACGUUUUCGACGAUCAAUAUCUAUAACUGAUCCGUACGAAAGUAAUAGUGACACCAGAUAUGUUGAAUUGGUUAUUGUCAACGAUUAUGAUGUGUAUACACAAAAUAAAAGAAAUAAAGCGACUGUUUUUGAUCGAAGCAAAAGAAUUGCUAACAUUGUUAAUGCCCUUUACAAUCAAUUAAAUAUAUUUGUCGUUUUGGUUGGAGUUGUUAUAUGGACUGAAGCCAAUCAAAUAACGUUAUCGACUGAUGGCGACCAAACACUGACCAACUUUUUGCAUUAUAGAAGGGAACGCCUAAUCCGUGAACAUCCCAAUGAUAACGCACAGCUUAUUACUGGUUCAUCAUUUGAUGGCGGAGUAGUUGGUAAAGCACUUAAAGGAUCCAUUUGUACAUUUGAAUAUUCUGGUGGAGUCAACACAGAUCACAGUCAAAUUACAAGUCUUGUGGCGACAACUGUAGCCCACGAGUUGGGCCAUAACUUUGGUAUGGAGCACGACUCGGAUAAGUGUCGGUGCCCUAAUGACAAGUGCAUAAUGGCACCGUCUUCUAGCUCUAUCAGUCCUAAACACUGGUCCUCCUGUUCUCUCGAAUAUUUGGAACAUUCCUUCAAACAGGGAAUGGAUCACUGCCUUCAUAAUAAGCCAAGAGAUCUGUUUGGACCAGUUUGUGGUAAUGGAUUUCUCGAGGAAGGAGAGGAAUGCGAUUGUGGCCUCAAAUCUACAUGUGAUAAUAAAUGCUGUAAUGCAACGACCUGUAAACUGAUGCCCGGCGCCCAAUGCGCUGUUGGUUCGUGUUGUGAUAAAACUAAGUGUAAAAUUGUUGAUAAAAGUCAAGACAUGGUUUGCAGACCAGCAAAGAGUAACUGUGAUUUAACUGAAUUCUGUGACGGAAUAUCCGAAUUUUGUCCCGAAGACCUCAAAGUACAGGACGGAACCGAAUGUAUUGAGGGAUUUGCUUAUUGUUUUGCCGGCAAAUGCGAUACACGCGAGAGUCAAUGCAAACUAUUGUGGGGUAAGACUGGAGAAGUCUCGGACUACAAGUGCUAUCAACAGAAUAUUAAAGGAAAUGCAAACGGAAAUUGUGGUUAUUUUAAACAAAAUCAAACUUACAUUUCAUGCAAAGCACAGGAUGUUAUCUGUGGUCGACUUCAUUGCUUUCAUCAAAGCGAACAAUUGAAAUAUGGGACAGAAAGUGCUGCAAUAUUAGCAAGAUCAUUUAUUCCUAAUAAAGGAAAAGUAUUGGCCUGUCGUUCAGCAAUGGUUGAUCUCGGCAUCGACAUCAUUGAUCCGGGUUUAGUCCCUAACGGUGCUAAAUGUGGCUCCAAUUCCAUGUGUAUCAAUCAAAAGUGUGUUUCUGUUAAAGACUUUCUCCAGAAGAAUGCCUGUGCAGACAAUUGUCAUAAAAAUGGUUUGUGUGAUAACAAAGGCGUUUGUCAUUGUUAUCCUGGUUUUGCGCCACCGAACUGUUCCCAUACUAUUACCAGCAAAUAUUUGCUUACGAUUGCAAUGUAUAUCUUAUUUUUUGUAAUCUUACCAUUGACUGUAAUCGCUGUGUUAUUAAUAUAUAAAUAUAACGAUACCAUCAAAAAUUGGUGGUUCAUUAAGGCCCGUAAAUCGGCUAUCAAAUCACGAGCCAAACAAGUAACUCAUCGAAAGCAUACCAGACCUCCCAUUAAUUUUAAUACAGAAUCAUUAGAGAUAUCGUCUCCCAUUUCACUUGAAAUGGGGACAAAAAAUUCAAAUAAUUUAUCUGAUAUCAGAUCUAAUUCAAACAAUUCCGAUAUAACAUCGCCCCUCACCAACACUGAAAAGGCGAGUACAACGCCGUUAAGGCCCAUACGUACAGCCCCUCCGCCACCGAUCUCUAAUCAUUCAUCUAUUUCGCGGACCUCAAGUAUGCGCUCAUCCAAUAGAAGUUCAUCGGGAAUACAAUAUAACCGUCCAUCGCAACCUCCUCCACCUCGACCUCCGAGGCCUCACAACUCUACUCAAGACAAUAAUUUAUCAAAUAUUCAUCCAUUAAAUGUACCCGAAUUUAAAGCAGACAAACCAUUGCCUUCUCUUCCUAAGCCUAAUAUAAGUGUCAAAUACACGAGUAAUACACCGAAGCAAACGUCUGUCGCUAAUUUGGCCAAAAAAUUUGAGAAACUAAACAAUUAAUACAAUUAUACAUUUAUUAUGAAGAACUUAAACAAUUUACUAAAAAAUUGGCCGAAUUUCUAGUCUAAAUAAGUCGCCUUCGAGUAUAUAUUUUAAAUAUCGCAUAACUUUUAUUUAUAUUUAAUUUAUUCCCAAUUUUUUUAAUAUGAUUUUUAAUUUCUUGAGAGGAUAAAACUUUUUAACUAUUCUGAGAGCUAUUAAAUAAAUAUA